Symsagittifera roscoffensis is the source of this 14058-nucleotide messenger RNA. RefSeq names its product spectrin beta chain, non-erythrocytic 1-like. NCBI's taxonomy places the organism in Eukaryota, Metazoa, Xenacoelomorpha, Acoela, Convolutidae. Gene Ontology annotation, molecular function: phospholipid binding; actin filament binding. The coding region runs from base 298 to 13938 and encodes 4546 amino acids. The transcript is spliced from 23 exons. The record is from RefSeq and is a predicted model, not a curated record. Gene Ontology annotation, cellular component: cell junction; cortical actin cytoskeleton; cell projection. Gene Ontology annotation, biological process: actin cytoskeleton organization.
GUUUAAUAUGUACAUAUGGCAAACUGGAGCUUAAACCACUUUUACGGUGCUUUUUAGACAGCAUUUAUCAAGUAUUUGUCUAUAAGAGCAGAAAUUUUUGCAAUACAUUCCAAAAUAUAACAUUCUUUACAUGAGACUCAGCAAGAAACCUUCAUAUCAAAUAUUAUACAUUACCAGUACCAUAUGAAUAUCAAUUGAAUAGUCGAAUCGUGAUUUGUUUUUUUAAUAACUUUAUCUACUUUGAUCCCCGCAAGUAGUUGCGUUCGUUCUACUUACUGUACGGCGAUUUGAUCCGAUAUGUGGGUCGGAAAUGAACAAGUUUUGGACCCGACCCAGCAGUUCGAAAAAGGUCGAAUCCGAGGCCUGCAAGAGGAGCGCAUCCGCGUGCAGCAAAAGACAUUUACAAAGUGGAUCAACUUUCACCUGAAACCUACCGGGAUCCAUGUGGAGGACUUGUUUGAGGAUAUUAGGAAUGGAAGGAUGUUGCACCAGUUGUUACAGGUCAUUUCGGGGGAGAUGUUGCCCAAAGUGAGUCGAGGAGUGAUGCGAAUCCAGCAGCUGGAGAAUGUCGGCAUCUCUCUCUCAUUCCUCUCCAAAAAGGUGACGUUGGAAAACAUCGGCGCUUCGGACAUCGUAGAUGGGAACAAGCGACUCAUCUUAGGGCUCAUCUGGACCAUCAUCCUCCGCUUCCAAAUCCAACAAAUUGUGUUCGAGGAACAAAUCGUCCAGGAAACUGCACCAGAACAGGAGAGUUCAGUCAAGAAGUCGGCAAAGGAAUCGUUGCUACUCUGGUGUCAGAAACAGGUGGAACCAUACGACAACGUAGAUAUCAGAAACUUCGACAAGAGCUGGCAAGAUGGGCUGGCAUUCAACGCUUUACUACAUUCCAGAAGGCCCGACUUGGUCAAUUACGAUUCGUUGGACCCAAACAAUGCUGAAUGGAAUCUGAGACACGCAUUUGACUCAGCUGAAAAUGAGAUGAACAUCCCGAGACUCAUCGACCCUGAGGACGUUGUUACGCGUCCCGACGAGAAAAGCAUCAUGACUUACGUCGCCCAAAUCUACUCGACUUACGCAAAGAUGAAAGCAGAGAAACGAAGUGGUCGACGAAUGGAGAAUGUCGUCCGAAUGUUAAUGAGCAUUGACGAGGCUGAAAAGAAAUACGUUGCUCUAUUCAGUGAUCUGGUUUUUUGGGUUCGCCAGAAAACAAAAGAGCUGAACAACAGAACCUUCCCAAAUUCCCUAACUGGCAUCCAAGAACAUCUGAAAAAAUUUAACAGAUACAGAAAUGAGGAAAAGCCAAUGAAGUAUAAAGAAAAGGGAGAGCUUCAUAUGAUGUUUCACUCCAUAAAUGUGAAAUGCUUCGCCAACAACAGAAUUCCGUUUUAUCCGCCCGAAGGACACCUGAUUAAAAAUCUGGAGGCAGAAUGGGAUGUGUUGGAUAGGGCGGAGAGAGAACUGGAACGGGCGAUUGUGAAAGAGUACAUGAGACUGGAGUCACUGGAAAGAGUUGCGGAGAGGUUUAAGAGGAAAGAGAGGCUGAGGAUGGCCUGGCUGGAAGACAUGUGGGAGAUCAUAGAAGACCAGGAGCAGUGCCGGGACUCACUUCCUGUGUUGGCGGCGUUCCAGAGAAACGAAGCUAUUUUGCUAGACGUGCAAGCAAGGGAGGAGAAGUUUGCCAAGGCGAAGGAACUGGCAAAAUUCCUGUGGACGAGCGAUUACCACCAGAAGGUUGAAAUCAACAAGAGAGAGAAGAAGCUGAGGAGUGAGUAUGAGAGGCUGAGACAGUCAGUACAGGCUGCCCACGUGGUGUUGAAGGGGGCCAAUGAUGCUGGAGUUGUAGCCAGACAGACACAUCUCAUUCGACAGGAGAUCAAAUCAAUCGAGCCAGCACUGCUGUCGCAAGAGACUGGCUCGCAUCUGCUGAUGGUGGAGGAUCUUCUGAGGCGACACUCUAUGCUGGAGGGACAGAUUGUGAGUAUAGAUGCGAGGAUAACCCAACUGCAGAACAAAGUGAACAACGUAGUGGCCGCCGAGCACUCGGACAGUGAGCAAACUGUCAAGUCAUACAAUGCACUCAAGAAGGACUUCAAGUUCGUGAAAGAGCGGUCGAACGGACGUCGGAAAGCCCUGGAACAGAACCUUGAGCUGUUCCAGUUUCAUCAGGACGCAGACGAGGAAGAGAUGUGGUUGGACGAGAGCAGCCAGAUCAUGAUGCAGCCAGUGGUUGCACGUGACCUCCUAUCGGUCAUUGAGCUGCAGAAGAAACAGAAGGCGUUUGAGCAGAAGAUAAACACGCACGAAACGUUCAUCAAAGAUAUUUUGAAACGAGGCAAGAGUCUGCUGAAAAUUCCAAACAGUUUUGGAGUGCAACAGCGAAUGGAAAUUCUUCCGAAGAAAUUGGAGGACCUCAAAAGCUGUUCUUCGGAGCGUUUAGAACGCCUGCAAGAGGCCUUAGAGACACAACAGUAUUACACAGACGCCAACGACAUUGAAUCUUGGAUGAAAGAAAAGUACCCACUGGUAUCGAACGACAAUUACGGGCAGGAUGCUAUGAGUGCGACCAACCUCUUUGAUGCUCAUAAGAAAUUAAACGAACAGAUAGCCGAGUUUGCCACUGAUGUCUCGAAGUUACGAGAAGACGCAGAUCGAUUGAAGAAAACGGAGUUGGCGCUACAACCAAUGAGUGGAGGAGUUGAGUCGGGUGUGGCCGAUGAGUUUAUCGAAGAGGAGGUGUACAUUCCUGUCGAAAUCGAAGAUCGUGAAAUGAUCGCCAGGGAAAUUGAUCACACAGACACCGAGGUUCGCGAGAUCCCCCGCGUCGCAACAUUGCGAGAAUACAAAGACAAAAGUGGAUUUAUAAUUAAAGCAGGGACACAGUAUGAUCUUCAGGACAGCUCGGAUGAACUUUUCUGGGUCGUCAAAGAUUCAAAAACAGGACGUGAAAUGACUUUGCCCAAAAAUCUUCUGAGAGAUAACGGAACAAGACAUGAAGAAGUGCAUGUGAGCAAAGUCCACACCGUACACGAGGAAGUUGCGGUAAAGAGAAUCCAAAAACGAAAACAAAAGGUCAAACGAAGGAAAACAUUGAAGACUGGAAUAUCUCCGAUGCUUGGUGAAAAGGUAACCAAGAGCUCUCGUUUUGACGCUGAAAACAUUCAGCUGCGUCAACAAACGAUCGAGAGUACGUAUAAUCAACUUCAAAAGUUGUCCUCCGCGAGGUUGCAGAUGUUGCAUGAUUUUGCAGAUUUGUUCAAUUUCUUUGUCGGAGCCGAAGAGUUGCUAACAUGGAUCGACAUAAAAGAUAGAUGGAUCCGUUCAGAGUUGAAUCAGAAGAAAGAUUCACCGGACUCAUUGCGACAUGUUUUGGAAACCUUUUUGACAGAAUUGGUAGCUAACGAACCAAGAGUUGCUAGGAUACUAGCCGAGGGCGAGAAAGUAGCGCGUGGUUCAGUCGGAGCAUCUAACAAGCGAAAGAUUUCAGGAAUGACCUCAAACAUUCAAGCAAAGUGGGGAGCUUUGAAGAAAUUGAAGCUGGAAAAAGAGAAGAUUUUAGCUGGUGCGGCUGGACUCAAUGCAUUUGAAGCUGAUAUGGAAGGAGCGAUAGACAUGGCAAAGGACACAAUUGCGUUGCUGGAAUCUGGAAUUGCUGCAAGCAAGAAUCCAGAUGCAGCUUCGGCAGGACUUUUGAAGCAUAAAUUGUCACCCGAGGAUGUGCAAGCUCAAAUUAACAAACUGAAUAAAACGAUUAAACCUUUAGACGAAAGGAUAAACAAGCUAAUUGUUCUUGGAAACUCUCUUGCAUCAACCAAUCCUGGUCAGGCUGCGUUGGUCAAAAAGAAAGUGGCUGAACUCCAAGCUGUGCGAGACAAUCUUCAAAGGCUACUAGACGAAAGGCUUGGGCAGCUAGAGCGAGAAAAGAAAUUAUGUCAGUUCAAAAAGGACUGCGAAUCUCAAAUUAGUUGGGCUGACAAAGCAAGGGAUAUCAUGUCCUACCGUGAACAGCCAAGUGACCUUGAAACUGUGUCUGACGCUCUUGCAGAACAUGACACCUUGAAAGACGAAAUCGAUUUUCGUGUGCCUGUUAUUGAAGAGCUUAUCAAGGAAUCGGAGGCACUGAAGCCCAUGGCUGGAAAUGAUCGCGAUUUUGGUCAGUUGGGGCAAAAAGUGACGCAGCUUCCAAUUCAACUUAAAAAUGAAUGGGUUGGCCGCGACAAGUUUUUGAAAGACUGCAAAAAUGCGGCUCAGUUUUACAGAGAAGCUGACGGUGUUGAGGCGCAAUUAGGAGCUCAGUUGGCCCUUUUGUCAUCCGAUAAUUUAGGAAAAUCGGCAGACGAAGUCGAAUCGUUGCUGAACCAACUGAACACUCAGAAAGAUAAAAUUCAUUUGUUGGACGAUAAGACAAAAAAUUUGGACACUAAGGCUGCCAAGAUGACACGUGAUCGAAACGUGGCCUCGAACAAGGUGAACGAAAAGCUUAAAGAGGUUAAAAGUCUGAGAGAUAAAACCAUAAAGGCUUAUAACGAGAGAGAUAGGAGUCUACAGGAUAGUUUGGACUACCAGACUCUUUUGAGGGACGUCUCUGAAAUGGACGACUGGAUGCUGGAGCGACUUGCGAUAGCGCAGGAUCCAGCGUUCAAAGAAAUGGUGAACCUGGAUAAGAAGCAGAAAAUUAUAUCAAAUCUGGAGUCUGAGCUGGAAAAACGUCAUACUGAUCUGAACGAAAUUGCCGAACGUGGCAAGCAUUUAAUGAACCAACAACACUAUGCUUCUCCGGAAAUCAGACAAGCUCUGCUCAAUUUGGCAAAACGCUGGAAAGAUUUGAAAUUAGCGGUCGAAAAUGCAGGCGGAACUAUUGGAUUGUCGCAUAAACAGAAAGUGCUAAGAGAUGAUAUCAAGCAUCGAAAUGAACGUUUAGCGGAGCUCGAAGAUGAAAUUGUAGCAGAAAAUCUAGGCAAUAGUUUGAACGAGGCAAAAGAUUUGCUCAAGGAAAACCAAGUAAUCGAGGAGGAAAUUCAGGAUGGUUGUGAUGAUGCUAAUGGUAAGCUGCUACGAGAAGUCGAUACUUUGAUCCAGAAAGGCCAUCACGACCCUGACGGUAUUCGAAAAAUGCUCUCGGAUUAUGCAGACUCUGUGAAGAACCUUCAACGCCGAGGAGGUGAAAAGAAUCUGAAAUUGAAAGAUUCAGUUGAAUUUUUCCAGUGGAAAGAGGAUGCGCUUUCGCAGAAAGAGUGGUUCCAGGAAAGGAUGGACGAAGCGGAGAGCACGCAUUUUGGAUCCCACUUGGACGCCACAGCGAAUCUUUUGACAAGACAUCAGGCUCUGGACCAAGAGCUCUCAGACAGAGAAUCCUUUGUAAAAGAAUUACUUUUAGGGGCUCAGAAGAUGAUCAUGGCCAAUCAUUGGGCAAAAGAGCAAAUUGAGUCGAUAGGAGACGAAAUUACAUUUCUUUGGAACACAAUAAACGCAGCUUGCGUGGACAGAAUGUCAAAUUUACAGUCUGUUCUGCAAUACCAUAGAUUACUAAUGUCACUUGAAGAUGCUCUAGAGUGGGUAGAUGAAAGACUGUCUCAAUAUCAUUCACGCCGAGAUCUAAUCAGUUCGCAUCCUGAUAAACUAGACGAAAGGAAAACUGCAAAUGCCUUGUCAAAUCAUAAGACAGACGAGGUUGCAGUAUCCAGAUAUUGUACUACUUUGAACGAUUUAGACGAAAGUUGCAACGAGUUUGUUGAAACUGAACAUCCUCUCUGUGAAAGUAUUAAAGCUAAACAGAACGAAUUGGGAGAUCAAUUGGAGAAUCUGACAGACGAAUUGAAAACUGGUGGAAAAUACUUCGAAGCGUGUCAGAUGGCGGCUGAGUUUCAAGUAGAGUCAACGGAGCUCUGCGAUUGGUUCGUUGAAGCGGCACAUAAGGCUCAGAGCUCGGAUUUUGGGAAAGAUUUCGAAUCCUUUGAGAAGGUCAAGAUUGAUUUCAACAAGCUGAAAGAAGCAGUUGACAUGCAUAAGAGCAAUCAGUUGCGAAAUUGCGAGCAGCUGUGUUCUAAAAUUUCUCGGACUUGGACCGGCGAUGAUUUCAGCUGGGUGGAGGAAAAGCUUGAUGACCUUAACAGUAUGAUGAAUGACCUUGAAGUAAUGGUCUCAGAACGUGAAGAUAUGAUGGAAUCAGCAGGAGAGCUCCAUAAAUUCAAUCUAGAUGUAGUGGAAGCUUUAAGUCAGAUUCAAGAAAAGCAGAACGCAAUUCCAACCGCACCAUUGGCAAACCCAACGUUGCAGGGUGUUCAGAAACUGCUUAGGAACCACGAGAGCUUUGAGACCGGCUUGGUUGCGUUAGAGGCGCAAUUGCAUGCGCUAGUUGAGGAAUCGGAUCGAUUGAGUCAAGUUUACCCUGGUGAAAAUGAAGAAAGUUUAUUGGAAAGUAAGAAUAUAAUGGUCAAUGCUUGGCAGAACUUGAAGCGAGACUCAGCCAAAAGGAAACAGAAUUUGUUGCUGACUCUUGAAUUCCAGAAAUAUAAAUCAGCCGCGAAGGAUUUGAUUGACUGGAUGUCAGAGCAGAAACGAGUAGUGUCGGCGAUCAAAGACUCAACACCUAGUGCGGAUUCGAUGAAUGAUUUACAGGAGUCGUUGAAUGGGGUAAAAAGUGGACUGAAGAAUAAAGAGGAGGAUUUUAAGACUUUGGUGGACAGAAGUGACAGAAUGAUCACAAGCGAAGAAAUCUAUCCAGUGGAUGAGGUUUUUACAGACGAGCAGAUCGACCAGGUGCUCAAUACAGUGUUAAGCGGGAAAUCUGCAUUGGAAGACGAAACUGGUUAUCUGGACGCGUCAAUCACGCAUCAGACUCAAUUCUUCGCUUUCCUCUCUAAAUACAAGAACCUCAAGCAACUGAUGAUGAACGAGACUCAAAUAUUGAACUCAAGAAACAGUCGCAAAGUGUCCCUUCAUGACCCUAGAGGCAGUGUGCGUGAGCAGGAAGCCUUAGAAAAUAAGAUCAGCAAAGAACAAGUUUUGCUGGACGAUAUCAGAAAAGUUGCCCAGGAGCUGGAAAUGUCUGGACAUCCAAAAGUGAAGGAAGUCAAUGCUCUGGUAUCAGAACUGGAAAGUACCAGGUAUCAAGUUCUGGCCAAAUGUCAAGCCAGACGUGCUUUGCUGGACGCUACUGUAGACUACAUGGAUUUCAACAUGCGAGCAGCUGAAGAGGAAUCUUGGCUGAAAGAGAAACAAAUUUUAGCUGACAACGAUGACUACAAAAAAGCAGAGACGUUUGAACAGAAAAUCAAAGUGUUACAGAAGCAUCAAGCUCUUGAGUCUGAAAUUGAAAACGGGAAGGAUCGGUUUGGAAUUUUAAAAACGGAUGCUCAGAAGGUUAUCUACCCUGGACCGUACGCUAAAGAUUGUAAAUCUACCGUCAACAAGUUGGAAGUGCUUUGGAGGAAGCUCCUGGAGUCUCUGAACCAGAAGAACUCGGUUCUGUCUGAAGCGCGAGAGGUGGUGAAAUUUUUCAAUGAAUGCGACGAAUCUGAAAAGUGGCUGAAGCAAAAAGAGGUGCUGCUUAAAAUGAGAGAUCUUGGAGAUGAUUAUGAGCAAUGUUUGUUUAUUUUGGACAAAUUGAAUAAACCUUCGCCUGACGAAAUCACGCCACAGAAACUUAAAGAACUGAAUAAGUUAGCGGAUAGUAUUGUAGUGAAGGGUCAACUUGAUCCUCAAGCAGUGCGUGAGAGAAAAAAUGAAAUUAACGACAGGUACCAGAAGGUCAACAGAGAUAUGAAAACGUACACGGAUGAGUUGAAAAAGUCAUUAGAAGUACACAAGUUUAUCCGUGACAGUAACGAUUUGAAUGAUUUGAUAGCAGAACGUACUUCAGUGGCUAAAAGCGACGAUGUUGGAGAUUCUUUAGACUACGCCCAAAAGCUACUUAAUAGACAUGAGCUGGUACAAAAAACGACGAUCCCAGAAUUAAGUUCAAAAAUGGAGAAUUUAAAAGCAGAGGGCCUUGAGUUGAGCCACCGUCAACCGGCACGUGAACAAGAAGUGUUCGAAGCCCUGCAAAAAGCCAACUCUAAUUGGGCUGUUUUGAAUGAUGUCACAGCACAGCGUCAGAAGAACCUUAAAAACUCUGUAGAUUGCUUCACAUUUUUGCAUAAUUGUGCGUUACGAAACAAAUGGGCGAUGGAAUUAAUAGACUCUAUGCAUAACAGAGUUUUGCCUAAAAAUUUGAAGGAAGCUGACAACAAUUUCCAAAGUCAUGAAAGUUUGAAUAAGGAAAUUGGAAACAGUGGAAAAGACGUUGAAGUGUUGUUACAGAGUGGUAAGGAACUGAGUUCGAAGGUACCUAGAAACGCAGACAAAAUAUCUCAAGCUAGUUCAGAAGUCCGAGACAUUAUGCAUAAAUUGAAUGAUGUGUGGGGUAAGACAGCGAAAGAACUGCAUGAUGACAUUGCCUAUCAACAAUUUUUGAAAGAAGCUGCAGAUUGUGAUAUGGCGAUAACAAACUGCGAACUGAUUUUCAAUACUUCGAACGUGGGCGAUUCUUUAUCAGCCGUUGAAUCGCUGCUAUCAAAAUACCAGUCUCGAGUUUCAGCAUACGGGGAAGUUAAAAGCCAGACAAACGAGUGUAUCAAAAAGGGCGAAGAGAUUGUCGAAAAUGGUAACUACCUGUCACCGAGAAUUGAAUCAAGAAUGGAAGAGUUGAAAAACAAGCUUCGCUCAAGUGGAGAAAGUUGUUCUAGACGUAAAGAUAGACUCAAUGUUUCUAAAGAAGUCCAGUUGUUCUUGCAGAAAACAAGGAAACUACUGCUUUGGGUUGCCGAUCAAGACAAAAAGGCCCUAGACGAAAAUUUCAGAGAUCCCACCAAUCUGUUGCACAAAAUCGAGUUGCAUUCAACGUUUGAAAGUGGAAUUAAGCAACAUGGAAAGCAAGUGGACGACUUGAAGAAUACAGGAGAGCGUCUUUUGGCAGAAAGUUUCAAGCCAAAUGAAGGCAUUCUUAGUGACGAGGAAAAUCUAAAAUUGGAAAUUGAAGCAAAAAUAAGAGAGCUGCUAGAAGAAUGGCAAAUGUUGCUCGACCACAGUGGGGACAAAAAGUCUAAACUUCGUGAGGCACUGCAAGCCGUCGAGUUCAAUAGAUUGGCUGAAAACGUUGAGCAAUUCGCAGAUGAGUGCGAGAAAGAUUUCGAAAGCAAUGAUUUCGGAGAUAAUCUGAGAAGCGUGAAACGUGUAACAGCUAAACAUGAAAAAAUGAAGGAUAAGUUGCAUGAAAAGUCGGAUAAUGUUGCGGUACUUUUGGACAUGAUGGAAAGCUUAAAUGUUUCGACAACUUGUCCAACUACCGCCAUGCAGCAAAGACUUGACGAUAUUGUCCAGCGUUACGACAAUCUGACACAAGGAGCGAAACGCCGCGACGAUCAAUUGGAAUCCAGUCUGAUAGUCCAGACUUUCAUUGAAAAACUAAACGCACAUAUAAAAUGGACUGAUCAGAAAAUGCUGGAAACCCAGUUUGAUUUUGAUUGGACGAAAGAUAAUUCGACUAAUUUGAUCGAUUCAAUGUUGGUCGCUAGUGAAAAUUUGGACAAAGAACUCGAGAACAGUCAGGAAACACUAACAAACUUAGAAACGGAAUCUCAGAUUCUUGCAAAUCACCACCCGGUACACCGAAAUACGCUUCGACAGUCAUUUGGAAGUUACAAAGUUAAGUUCGACCGACUGAAACAAGCCAGUGGGGACAAAACGAACGUACUUCGGAUUGUGCAGACGGCGUUCAAGCUGCUAACCAGAACUGGUGAGACUAGAAACUGGCUGGCUCAGAAAGAGAAGUUUUUGCGUGAUAUUGAUAGCCAGAGGUUUGUGAGAGAUGAGCAGUCGUGUCAGAAUGUUCUAGACCAAGUGGUCCAUUUUGAGACUGAGAUGAAGAACCAACGAGCAAACUUGUCUCAGACAGAGGAAGAUAUUUCAGAAGUGGAAAAGUCCGAAAUUCUGCCAAAUAAGGAAAUGUUUUUAAACUUGAGAGUGCGACCUUUGCGAGAAAGACUAGAAGAGCUCUACGCUUACUUCGACAAAGUUCAGUCCUUGUAUGCUAAGCGUGUGGUGAUUCUGACAACUCAACUCAAUCAGUUCCUCUUUUUAGUCGAGGUUGAAGAAAGUAUGGACGAGUUGGAUAAAGCAAAGGACGUGUGCAGAAAUGAUGACUACGGACAUGACGUGGAGAGUGUAGAGAUUCUUGUGGGGGAUUUCAGAGGAAAGGAGAAAGAAAUGAUUAGUCUGGAGACAAGCUGUGAUCAUUUGGUGCAAACGGGAAUGAAUUUGGCUUCGGAACCUGGAACACUUCCUGAACUCACAGCUAAAAGCGGAGAAUUGAAAGCAUCGUGCCAGGAGUUGAAAGCUCUGCGGGAAGCGAGAGCGGCCGCUUUGGAAGGGGCUCGCCUUGUACACAAGUUGAAUCGAGAUAUCGAAGAUUGUCGAGCUUCAAUUCAGGACAAACAAGCAGAAUUGUCGAAUGAGCACGACAUCGAUGAAUACGAAUCGCUCCAACUCAUGUACGACAAACAAGAAGACCUUGAAAAAGAAAUUGAAAAUUUGAAUGAGCGAGUGAACAAAUUGCAAAGCAAUGGAGAAAAUCUGGUGGAAAGGUAUGGCAAUGAUGAUCAUGUGAAUGGGAAAGUGAACGAACUGAAAGCCGAGUGGACAAAAUUGAAGUCGAUGUCCGGAAUGCAGAAUGAUAAAUUGAAAAGGCUUGAAAAUGUGAAGGAGUUCUAUGACAUGUUUGCGGAAGUCAUGCAAUGGAUUAACGAAACCAUAACGACCAUGAACAGCGACGACCUUCCGAGAGACGUUCCUGGAGCAACUCUGAAGGUCAAGCAGCAUGACUUGCUCAAACAGAACAUCCGAUCUAAAGAUGCCGAUGUGAAAGCUCUUUGGGCCAAAGGACAACAGCUGAUUGAGACAGGCGUGAGUGUUCAGGAAGACAUUCACGAGAAGCGAUGCAGAGUACAAGACGGAUACAAAGUUGUGGAGAAUACUUGGAAACAGAGAAGUGAUCUCUACAAAAUAAAUCUGGACUUGCAGGAGUUCCUGGCUGAUGUAGAGAAUUUGGACUCCUGGAUCCAGAAGAAAACACCAGAAGUAUCCAGCAAGAAUUGCGGUAAUGACCUGAUCGAAGUUGAAGAUCUUCUGAAGAAGCAGAAGGAGCUCGAGGAACUGAUAGAUGCCCAGAAGGAAAAAAUAGAAGCCAUUAACAGAAAAACCAAGCUCGAAAGUGGUCUAGCAGACUGGAAAGAAAGAGAAGAAGAAAGAGCAAGAGACGAACACCGUCGAAAGCUGCAAGCAUCGAUUCGCAAACGAGAAACUACUCGAAUCACUGAUGAACGCCACCGACGCAAUCGCGAGCAGCGUAGACGAACACAGGAAAUUGCUUUUUCUCCCGAAAAAAUCAUAACUAAAGCCGUAGAAUCUGAAGCUAUAUCUAGUUUGGAGUCAGCAUCGGAAGCACAGAAGGCUUCGUCGUUUAAUUCAAAUUCGAAUCAAGACAAGAAAUUUGUAUCACCAUUUUUGACUGAUUACAACAUGAGUGCGGAAGCGGCACAGCCGUUGUCAAGUGCAAGCGGCAUGAACUUUGAAUCCGGGUUGUCAAAAAGUACGGGCGAAAAUGAAUCGGGAGCAUUCUCUUCGAAUCCUAUUCCGGUUCCGAAAGCACCGAUUAUAAGACAAGGCAUCAGAUUGAGGGUAACUUCUUCGGUUAAUCGAUCGAGAUCGAUAACAAGGAAUGCGUCGUCUCUGAGCAAACAGACGAGCAAGUUGCACAAUGCUUCGAACCCAUCUAGUGGCGCUGCUAGUCCCAGAAGGUCGAUGAGCGGAAACAAUGCAGCAGAUGGGACAAAUGUGUCCUCUUCUCAAGGGGGAUCAACCAGUCCCAGUAUCAAAACUUCCUUCUCGCCCCCUCUCUCUCCUAUGAGGUCACCUCGUGGAAGUUACUCGAUGCAGUCCCCGCAGCUGGAGGGCCAGGCAAAGAUCGAACAAACGCAGAUGUCAAUGAAGCAGGCGUUUUCGACUCAUCGAAUGAAGAACAUAGAAGCGUCGAACCAGGGAGAAUCUAAUCUUGUGUCGCCCCAAGAAGUCAAUCAAAAUAACCAGCAGCCGGUUGAUGCCAAUAAUGUGCACAGAACUCCGUCACAGAAUUCGGGGAACAGUUACGCCAGCAUCAACUCUGCGUGGUCAACUGCCCGCUUCACAGACGCCAACACUGACUCUAGCUCCUCCCUCUCUCCCUCGUUCACAGGGAUGGUGGAACGGAAAGCAGUUAUGCAGUCGGGAUCCCGCAAGGCCACAAUGCGCAACUGGAAGACACUCUACUGUGUUGUGGUAUCACACUCAAUCAAGUUCUACAAGGACGAGCACGCGUUCAGAAAUGGUGAAACCUGCAGCAGUUUGAUAUCACUUGAAAACGCCAUCUGCGAAGAGGCAGUGGACUACCACAAGAAGAAACAUACAUUGCGACUUAUCACCAAAGACGGCGGCGAGUACUUAUUCGACUGCAAAAAUGAAACCAAUGCCAGGAACCUAAUGCACGCGAUAAAUGAAGAGGCGGAUCGAAUUUCAGCAAUGAAGUCUAACUACAACCAGACCCAUUCGUCCACGGUGAUGUCAGGUUAUGGAUCCCUUGAAAGACCGAAUAUUCCUCCGCCUCAGCCGCCCAGUAGUCUAGGAGCUACAUUGGAACCUAUCUCAUCAUCGAGUGGCCUUAGAGUGCAAACAUCUCCUAUAUCUUCUCAAAAAUCUCAAACUAACUCUUCUGCUAGCGAUCAACCUUCGCCUCCGCUGACUUUUUCUAUGCUAUCUCGCAAUACACUUACAAACGGCUCCUUCAGAAAGCAAAACCAAUGCGGAGAGAUUACUCAAAGCUUCUCAUCGACAAGUGUGAGCUCUAAAGGAGCUUUUGCACCUCCUUUACCACCUAAACAGUUUAGAGGUCAACUAAAUUCAACUUCCUCGAAUAGUUGGCAGACGCAUGAAGUGAAGGAGUCUUUUCAAGUUACAAAAGUAACAUCAUUCAAUGCAAAACACACCCCUGCCAUAAUAACUGCGAGUAAUAAAUUAGCUUCCAUAACUCAUGGAUCAAAUGCUGUUCCUCUUUCGCCCAAUUUGCAAAGAUCUAAUUUUUCACAAUCCUACAACUCGGGUAUGUCAAGUAACGCGAAUAAGAAUCCGAGCUUCCCCAAAAGUACGAGCACGGGAAAUUUCUCUUUGGGGCAAAGCUCGAACACAAUUAGUCUCGAAGGAUUCGGUGAUAGACAAAGUAGUCAAAACUGGAGCUCGAGGAACCUUUCAAGUAUUCCAGAUGCCUCAUUUGCCGAAAUGGGAGAAUCAUCUGCACAGUAUAGAAAUAAGCUAAAUUCCAGUUAUGAAUCUUUGAGCCGAAUGGGAGAUUAUCCGUUUUACGAAGUGCCUCAACCUUCUUCUAACAUAGCUGUUGAGACCAGUCUUGAUUUCGCUUCUGCUCCUUCACAAUGUAACCCUAGCUUUGAUAACAAACAAUAUCUGUCCCCUAAUUUUACACAAGACACUGCGUCGAAUGCUAGCUCCCACACUAUAGCUGUAUCUUCGCUCAGUCCUACGUAUAGUUAUGGUAAAAGUAUGAGUAAUGGUAAUAACAAUUAUACAGAUGAAGAUCAGCGCCAAAUUUACCAUCAUCAGCAGCAACAACACAGACCUUCUUAUUCCAACCAGUCAAUAGCGAGUAUGAGCACUGUGAAUCCAUCGCUUCCAAGGCGUUUCGACUCUAUGGGCAGGCGACCGAAUAGUGCCUCGCAGCGUCCUAGUCCUCCAGCUAACCCCCCUAACCACAACUUGAAUGAACACAAACAGACAUCGGGGUGGAAAACCGAAGCACCUUCUACUGCAAACAAACCUAACACAGCCAAACCUCGGCCCUCUUUUGAAACCCAAGUUUGAUUUUCACAGCUACUCCCAUUGAAACUGACUUGCCCUCAAUACAAGAAACUCCUCCAGGCGAAGAUUCUUUUGACGCUGACUCGUCCAUCGCUAGUGGCGACGUUAGCUUCUCAUCGCCUG